AUGAAGUUGGCGCACAGUUCACAACGGUGCUGGACGGGAGGACCUCUGCGUAUAAAUUAUCUUGACAGCAGCACAUUCGAGGACUACUUGGAUCGUUGUAAGGGACUGUACUACGUUGCGGAUUUUCUCGUCAAUGUGGAGCUUGGAGAUAAUGAUAACGGCUAUCAGCACAUCUUAUGGCAAUACAAGGCGUUCUUCAUCGAGAACUACGUAAUCAGUCUAGAGAUCUGCCGAAAAUUGCUAUGCUACCUCCAGAUCGAGUCCCCGAGCCUGGCAAUUCUGCGCAACCUACCACGUACGGUCAUUGGUGGGCUGUGUCGCAUUUCUUGGGCUCUGAAUUGGUCAGCCGGAGUCUUGGGUGAUGAGACUGGAUUGACGCGGCAUGAGCCGUUUUGGGAUGUCACCAGCGAAGUAUGGGAGCAGCGGGAGCAACGCGAUGGUGAUGCAAGUGACGAGCAAGAUGCGACCUACAAUGUCUCGAGGACUCUGUCGACCACGGCGAUCACGGUCGUGAAGCAGUUGCUAGGAAGUUGUGAUGGUAGGAUCGGCGGGACGUAUUCAUAUGGUAGGACAGUUGAGUGGUACGUCGAUGAGGAAGGCGAUGUGGUCCUACACCGGCGUUUUCCGGAUGUGUGUUCAGACAUUGGCAGCGACGAGUCGCAUGCAGAACAUGAUGGAGCUCUGGGCUCGCUCGAAGAUUUCGAAAGUGAAGGCGUGCUAGACGAGGUGUCAGACGAACUGCUUCCCGACGUUGCCGGCGCGUUCGUAACGGCCGCAAACAUACCAGAGGAGGCUGAUAGAGGCAACGGCGCUGCUUUGGCCCUCUGUGUAACUGACACAGGCUUUGAGUUCGGCGGAGACUCUAUGGAAGUCGAUCACCUGGGUGCGGACGCUUUUAUUAGUACGGCAGUCUAUGACGCACUGGCCUGCUUUGAAGGAUCGGAUUUCUGCUCGCCUCUGUCGCUUCAGCACGAUGUUCCUGCGGACGAGGUCAGAUAA
Messenger RNA from Cyphellophora attinorum, 999 nucleotides. RefSeq lists its product as uncharacterized. The transcript has a single exon. The coding region runs from base 1 to 999 and encodes 332 amino acids. Lineage: Eukaryota; Fungi; Ascomycota; Eurotiomycetes; Chaetothyriales; Cyphellophoraceae. The record is from RefSeq and is a predicted model, not a curated record.